GGUGGGAGGGUAAAGAAACUUAGGGAGAAAGCCGCAUGUUGAGAUCUCACCUUAAGAAUUGCUUAGAAUAGAAUAAAAGCGAGAUGCUUACACCAACAUACACGCACCAAGUGAGUGAUAGAGAGCUAUAACUUUCACGUCAAUCUUUCUCAGUGUCAAAUAUUCACACAACAAUGAAUUGCUUCAUGACACUGACACACUUCACCCCUCACCCAACUCUGAUAGUACCCUCUCAACCAUUAAAGAAACACACCAUCUCGUACGUCCAAGAAAUACUCCCAACACAUUGCCAAAAACAUUAUUCCAGACUCAAUCUUACGUUGUUGGAAGUGUCACAGACACAACAUGGCCAAGAAAUCAGAUUUUGCACAGAAACUGCUGGAUGAUCUUCGGUUAAGGAAAGAACGAAUGGCUUCAUCUCAGACUCAGAGGUCAAACCAAUCCCACCAUUUGCCUAUUGAUGCAUAUGCUUACACCAAGCAGACAUACAGAGGAUCCAGAAAUACAAAAGCAAAUGAAAUUGUCAGUUCCAGAACUGGGGCUAUGCUGAAUAGUUCUAGCAGAAACCACAGAUCAGUGAACAAGGGACAAGUUUCAAAUCAGAUGGUUCCAUAUGGGAAAGGUCAGAGCUCAGGGCAAAUGGGUGAUAUGUCCCUAGCCCUGGCUUUUGCCUUUGAAAAUGGAGAAAAACUAAGGAGGACUGAUUCAAUUAUGGGUUUUCUCCAUCAAAUUAAAAGGGGAACAUUGGAAUUCAGCAUGUCAGAAGGACAACUAGCUUCAACUAGCCACUAUCCUGUGCAACUAAAUGACAUAUCCAGAGGUGCACGGAAGCUAAACCAGAUAUUGAGAACAUGCACCAAUGGUCUUAAUAUGGAUACAUAUUCAAUACAAUUUGCAAAGGAACUAUUACAAGGAGCUAUUGAUUUGGAAGAGUCCCUCAGGAUGCUAGUAGACCUGCAGAAAAAUUCACAGUUUAUGGUUACCCCACAGAAGAAAAAUCGAAUCACACUAUUAGAGGAGGAUAAUGAUGAUGAGGAUGACACAAGGAUGGAAAUGCAACUGGUGGCACCACCAACUUUCUCUUUUGACAAGCAUACUCGGGACUUGCAACAACUUGGAAAGGCUAUUUUCAUGCAGAGGCCAAUUACUCUCACCAAUUCUAAGGAAGCCAGAAACUCAAAUAAAGAAAACAAAAAUGUGAAGACACAAGUUUCUCAGAGGAGAUCAACUGCAAUUAGUUCUAUCUCUACCUCUACCUCUAACAUUAAGAAUGUCAAUGCUAUUUCAGAAGGGAAAAACCAGACAGCCUCCAACACAGAGAAGGGAAGGAUUCCAAAUGUAAUAGCCAAAUUGAUGGGAUUGGACAACCUUCCUGAAAGAGUGGAAAUGGAAUCAAAACACACGAUGCUACAGAAAACUGAAGGAAUAUCACACAAGCAUACUGCAAAAGGAAUCACUAAGAAGCCUGAACUGAAGAAAGAUAACACGGUACCUCUGAAAAAGCAAAAAGUGGUAGAAGCCUUCAAAGUGCCUGCGACACAGGGUGAAGAGGUGAUAUAUGGUCCUAAUAAAAAUUUGUUUGGCCAAAAGCCCAUCUCUGAGGUGACUGUUCAGAAUGGAAAACCACUAUGGAGGGACCUGGAUGGAAUAAAAGCAUUGAAAGGCUUUGACAAACCCAGCAUCAAAAUAGACAAGCAUACCAAAAGUUCCACUCAAAAGAACCUUAAUAGAGAAAGUCAAAAUGAUGUGGAAGAGAAAGGAAGAAAACAGGAUCACCCAAAUAACAAUAUUAGAGAACAGAAAGGAUCUGUAAAGGGCAGAACCAAUGAUCUAAUUCUUAACAACAUGCUGGCCCAGAUGGAACCAGUGCAUGAAAGAUCAGAAGUUAAAUAUUCAAUUCAGGAAGAAAAGGAAAUCAAUGGAAAUAUUGUUCAGCUGGAAAAAAGACACACAAACAAGCACAUCCUAAACAAUGAAAAGAAGCCUCGGAACAAUGUUGGAGUUCAGAAGCCGAACAUACUUUCCAAACAGCUCCAGCUAAGGGAAGAACAAAUGUUGAUGAUGAGAUCACAUGGAGGGAGUGACAUGACAUCCAAGAAUUCAUCAAAAUCCCCUCAUCAGAGGAAGCAGCUAUCUACAAACCAUGCCACAAUGUUUAAGAAAAACUCCGGAGAAAAAAAUGUUGCUGCUAUGAAAUCAGAAGGCCUUUUAACCAGUCACUAUGAUGAUCAUGAUCUAGUCAGAGAUGAAGCACCCAAUGACACAAACGAGAGAGUAAAAGAAAUUAACAAUAGAACUUCAUCAAGAGAUCAGGAAUUUGAACGAGCUAAACGAAGUGGCAUCAAAACACUGGUGGAUGAAAAACAUGUCUAUAAACUGGCCAGCAAGAAAAUAAACAACACCAGAAAGCAGAAAAUUGAUGUUCCUGGAAAGAUUGAUCAAGUGUUGACCGGUAGAAAUGGUGCAAAGCUCACAAAUAAACCAGGAAAACAACACAUUCCUACUUCUGACAAAUUCAAAGUUUUGAAUGAAGCAGAACAAGAAAGGGUUCUCACGCUUAGAGAAGUAGAUCCACACAUCAUUAGCUCCAAUGAACCAGUAGCUGUGACUCAACCAUUGGAAGUGAGGCGCCAACCCCGUAAAGAAGCUCCUAUGUUAUCUGGUUCUGGUGGUGGAGAACUUCAAAACCAACAAGAAUUGGUAGCUCGAGUUUCCAAUGAUUUGCAUUACCAAGAUGUGCAAUCGGUAGCAAUAAAUUUGAAAGGUCAGGUUGUUCCUGUGGCAGCAGAAGGAUUCAAGACUGGUGAAGUUGCAUUACAUAGAAUAAAUGGAAUUCAGGAAGACACAAUGUGUGUUAACCACUCACAACUACAAGAUCAGAAUAUUCCUGAAAUAAGCACCCAACAGCCACUAACAGAAAGUGAAAACUGCCUCAAGUGGACUCUGGUGAUGAGUCAAUUAUUCGUCAACACUGCAGAAGCGCUUUUCAGACUCAAUAUCCCGUUUAACGUUCUACAAGGUGGUGUUCUUCAGGAGAAUCAAGACCAAAGUAGCAAACUCAUAUUAGACUGUGGCUAUGAAGUGAUGAAAAGAAAGGGGAUAAGGCAGGAACUUAAAGUUCAUAACUGUUCAAAGAUAUCAAUGUGUAACAUGAACAUAAUAUCCUUAGAUGACUUGGUUAGGCAUCUGAAUAAAGACAUUGAGAAGCUUAAAUUCUACGGAAGGAAAAGAAGUUGCCAAGUUGAUGGUGAUGACUACCUGUCUAAAAUGCUUGAACAUGACGUUUAUGACAAAGAUCCAGAUAUAGAUUGCAUGUGGGAUAUAGGUUGGAAUGACGAGACAUUUGCAUUCAUUGAAAAAUAUGAUGUUAUAAGGGAUACAGAAAAACAUAUCCUUAGUGUUCUUCUGGAUGAGAUCACAGUAGAUUUUUGCUUGUUCAAGGAGGAUUCAAUAUGAUACUGAACGGAACAAAGAGAGCCAAGGAGGGAGGGGGGAUAAAGUUUUUCAUGUGUACUUUUUUAAUGCAAUUUUGUGCUUUGUAAAUUAUAAGCACGAGGAUUUGAUUACUGCAAGUUUUCAUUUGAUGAUUUCUAGCUUUAGAAAUUCAUUCUGGUUUU
Molecule: messenger RNA, 3617 nt
Organism: Abrus precatorius (Indian licorice)
Lineage: Eukaryota; Viridiplantae; Streptophyta; Magnoliopsida; Fabales; Fabaceae
Exons: 5
Coding region: 346-3456 (1036 amino acids)
Source: RefSeq, a predicted model, not a curated record